GGCCAGGCAGAUCGAUCAGACACCGCACGUGAAACAUGGUGGCGCUGAGCUUUCGCCGAGCCACCAUGCACAUGCACAGAGCCCAACAAUAAUGCUAAGACAUAAAUGCCCCCACCGCUAUCACCGACGCCUCUCUGAUCAACGCGCCAGUAACGAAUGUCAGUCCCUCCAUUAUUCAAGGGUAUUCCCGUCCCAAGCGUCCCAGUUCUCUUCUACUUCUAGGGCUUUGUUCCCAAAAUAUAUAUAGGAUUCCACGUUCCUCCGUGACUCUUCUCUCUUUUGCUAAAAAUACACAACCAUUUUUCUUUUGCUAUUUUUUUUUUUAAAAAAAAAAAAUUCAGAAAGCAAGUCUAAUAUUCAUUUACAAGUAAACACAACUUUUCUAAUAGGAAAGAAAGAGUAGAAGAGAAAGGAAGAAAAAUCUCUCCGUCUCUCCCUCCCUCUCCGUCUCUCUUUCUCUUGUUGAGAUAUACCACUGGAACGAAAAAGGAGGACAAAAAGUCAAGAUUUGAGUGUUGCACCGUCCUUCUCUUACUUUCUCGGACCGAUUUUCGCUCUCAUAUACAGUUUUGAAGAAGCAAAAGUAUCCUACCUUGAACCGUAUCUUAAAAACUGUUAAGCUGGUUUUUUGGUUCUCUUUCUGGGUUUGUAUAGUUUGUUGUCGUUGUGGUGGUGGGAGUGGUGGUUAGAGAUGCCGGAGAAGGCAGUGAAUUCGCUUUCUUUCAAUCCAUUGAUACCAAGGUCGAGUCCGUUGCUUCAUUGGCGUUUUGGGGUGCUGACGGCUCUGGUUUUUGUUGGGAUGGUCGUUGUUUGGAGCGUAGAUGGGUGCACCAUAAAGAGCUUUCUCGAAGCUUGGAAGUUCAGGCAAGAUUACAUUAUCAUGAAGCUAAACACUCGCCCGGUUAAUCUCACCCAAACCUAUCAGAUUUUGCCACUUAACACCUCGAACAACCUAGCUAAUCCGACUCAGAAACAGAACGAUACGACCCACCUUGAUUUUCCCCCUUUUCAACCGCUUCCUGUUCAGAAUCCAGUUGGUAUUCCUCAAAAACCAGCCCCGAAUCCAAUGCAGCACAUAGCUUUGCGAAAUUUGAGCUGGGUUUCAGCUGAAUUGGAGCGCAACUUGACCUCCAAUCUUCUCGCCAGGUGGUUAGCUCCAGGAGGUGAACCUUGUAGGGAUUCCAAGACAGUGCAGAUUGCUAUUCCUGGUUUGGAUGGUGGGAACUUGAUCGAUUUGUCAGCUGGUGAAAUCCAUGAAUUUGGUUUUCAAUCGCUGGAUGAGUCUGGGAAUCCUCGCUGUUUAGGUGGGGAUUACUUUGAGACUGAUCUUUCAGGGGAUUCUUGGAAAUCAAGGCCAUUAGUCAAAGAUUUUGGUAAUGGAUCUUAUUCUAUUUCGCUUCAGGUUCAUCCGGAUUUUUCUGGGGAAUACAAUCUCACGCUGAUCCUGCUCUACAGGCACUUUGAGGGUCUAAAGUUUUCGCCUUGGCGGUUUGCAUUUGACCGAGAGCUUCGCAAGAUUCCAAUCAGGUUUUACAAAGCGUCAGGAAAGUUGCAUGAGCUACAAACUUGUAAAGAAUCUGAUUUUAGCAGGGAAAUUUGGUCUGGGAGGUGGACUCGGCUUGAUAAGAAUGAUGAUUGCCAAAUUGGUAACGAUGGUCGGUACCGGUGCCUAGCGCCUGACUUUCCAUGCCGGAGUCCAUGGUGUAGCGGGUCAUUGGGACUGUUAGAGAGUAAUGGUUGGGUCUACUCGGCACAUUGUACGUUUAGAUUGUUUUUUGCUGAUUCUGCUUGGAAUUGCUUGAACAAUCGCUGGAUUUUCUUCUGGGGCGAUUCCAAUCACGUUGACACAAUAAGAAACAUGCUCAAUUUUGUUUUAGAUUUGCCUGCGAUUCCGUCAGUUCCAAGGCGGUUUGAUAUGAACUUCUCCAACCCGAAAGACCCAACUCAAUCAGUUAGAAUAACUAGCAUUUUCAAUGGGCAUUGGAAUGAGACGGGGAAUUAUGAAGGUUUGAAUUCGUUGCAGGAUGAAGGAUUUAGGAAUUUGUUACAAAAGUACUUUUCAGAAGACACGGUUCCAGACUCUGUGAUCAUGAACUCUGGAUUACAUGACGGUGUGAAAUGGAGAAAUUUAAGAGCAUUCUCUGCUGGGGCAGAUUAUGCAGCUUCGUUUUGGGCAGGGGUUAUGGAGUCGGUGAAGCGGAGGGGGUUGGCUGCGCCGAAGGUUUUUUACAGGACCACUGUGGCGACCGGCGGAUAUGCUCGGUCAUUGGCAUUUAAUCCCAAUAAGAUGGAGACGUUUAAUUGGGUAUUGUUGGAGAAAUUAAAGAAAGCUGGGGUGGUUUCUGGCGUGAUUGAUAACUUUGAUAUGACUUUUCCUUGGCAUUUUGAUAACCGGUGCAAUGAUGGUGUGCAUUAUGGCCGCGCUCCGGCAAAGAUGAAGUGGAGGGAUGGCCAAAUUGGGCACCAGUAUUUUGUAGACCUCAUGUUAGGCCAUGUGUUGCUUAAUGCACUUUGCACAGGAUAGCCAGUUAUAGAAAGGUUUGUGUUGACAUGUGCAGUGGAUGAAUUUUGCCGCUCUUCCUUGGGAGGUGGAGCUCCGGACAGUGGUGGAUAGAGAGAGUGCGAAUUUCCGGUGGUUUAUAUCUUUGAGCAAAAGGAAAAAUGGAUUGGAGGCCAUCAUUGCUGCUAGAAUGCAGAUAUGCAAUUUCGCUGGUGCUUGGAGGAAAAAGUAUGAGGUAGUGAGUUCUAUAUAUUGCUUCAUAUAUUUCAUUAGAUUAGAUGGCAUUCUUUAUUUGUUUAUAAACUUCCAUUUGAAUUUAGAUAACAUAUGGUUGCCAGGCUUGUAGAGUUUGAGGGAUCCUUGAGUGUCAGGAUUAGAAAAUAUCAGUGUUGGUAAUAUCACAAGGUAUAGCACAUUUCUGGUGCCUGCUUUGCCUUUUCUCUUACCUUAUUAUCUGCUUGAACUGCAUCAAAACUAGCAUAAUUUAUGCUGGUUUUUUUUUUAUCGAUAAAUAUAUAGUUGGGGGCAA
Alnus glutinosa is the source of this 3029-nucleotide messenger RNA. RefSeq lists its product as uncharacterized. Bases 692 to 2524 code for a protein of 610 amino acids. The record is from RefSeq and is a predicted model, not a curated record. The transcript is spliced from 2 exons. NCBI's taxonomy places the organism in Eukaryota, Viridiplantae, Streptophyta, Magnoliopsida, Fagales, Betulaceae.